Acanthochromis polyacanthus (spiny chromis) is the source of this 859-nucleotide messenger RNA. RefSeq names its product cysteine and glycine-rich protein 2 (gene csrp2). Bases 140 to 721 code for a protein of 193 amino acids. NCBI's taxonomy places the organism in Eukaryota, Metazoa, Chordata, Actinopteri, Pomacentridae. The record is from RefSeq and is a predicted model, not a curated record. Gene Ontology annotation, biological process: muscle tissue development; sarcomere organization. Gene Ontology annotation, molecular function: structural constituent of muscle; actinin binding. Gene Ontology annotation, cellular component: nucleus; cytoplasm; Z disc. The transcript has 6 exons.
GUAUGUGGCAUCAGAGCAUCAGUUUAGUAAAGUCUGCUGCCGAGGAACUGUCUGGAUCCGCUGCUAACACCGAGCUGGAGCUCUGCCAUCUCACAUCUGGAGCCCGUCUGCCUUUUAACGUUUAAGAAACAAACACACAAUGCCAAACUGGGGAGGAGGCAACAAAUGUGCAGCGUGCCGUGGAACAGUUUACCACGCCGAGGAGGUGCAGUGUGACGGGAAGAGUUUCCACAAAUGCUGUUUUCUCUGCAUGGUCUGCAGGAAAGGUUUAGACAGCACCACACUGGCUAUUCACGAUCAGGAGAUCUACUGCAAGUCGUGCUACGGGAAGAAAUACGGCCCUAAAGGCUACGGCUACGGACAGGGAGCGGGAACACUCAACAUGGACCGAGGAGAGCGGCUCGGAAUCAAACCUGAAGAGACUCACACUCACAGACCCACCACCAACCCCAACCCGUCCAAAUUUGCCCAGAAGUUUGGAGGUUCAGAGAAAUGUGCUCGGUGUGGAGACUCAGUCUAUGCAGCUGAGAAGAUCAUGGGUGCCGGGAAGCCGUGGCAUAAGAACUGUUUCCGCUGUGCAAAAUGUGGCAAGAGCCUGGAGUCGACCACCCAGACCGAGAAAGACGGAGAAAUCUACUGCAAAGCGUGCUACGCCAAGAACUUCGGGCCCAAAGGCGUCGGUUACGGCCAAGGAGCCGGCGCUCUGGUCCACGCUCAGUGAUGCACCGACAACCACUUUUCUACAUUCCUCUACCCAACACGAACAUUUCUCAGCCUCCUUCUUUGCCCUUCCUGCCUCUGUGUCGUUUUUAUUCUAAAACAGGUGCUCUCGACACGAAUAAAAACAUGAACAGACCAA